GGGCAUGGUGUUUGACAACUUCGCACGGCAUGCUGGGAUAUAUUGCGCUCUUGUUUAGAAGAUGGUAGAGUAGAAUGUGUUGAUGACUUUAAAAUAAAACGUAUUAGGAUUGGACAGCGUUGAGACACUACAGCCUGAUUUACGUGUUGUAAACAAACUGAAGCUGUUGUACCCGGCGACGCAGACUCGAGUGGACAGACCGUGAGUGAGACCGUGAGUGAGACCGUGAGUGAGACAGCAGCUGUCAGACUGUAGACGAGAGGAUCGUCCUUUGAGCCCUCAGGACGAUAUCUGAAUCCAGCCGAAUGAACAGAGCGACUGCAAAGCAUCUAAUUGAGCGCUACUUUCAACAGUUAACUCAAGGCUGCGGAAAUGGCAACUGCACGAAUGAGUUUUGUGCAUCGUGGUGUGAUUUUCAACCUUUGGAUAACAAUUCAGCAGCCGCCAAAGCGCUCGAGCUGUUUAAGAUUAAUGCCAAACUUUGUAAUCCUCACCCCUUCAAGAAGGAUUCCAGUGCUGUAACAAACACUCAGCUGGACAGUAAUAUGAGCAAUGCAGACCUCUGUCCCACCAAGGAGGACUUCUCAGAUGUUCACUACCUCACAGAGAACACUGUGUGUAUGAUCCUGAGUUUCUGUGAGGAGGAAGAAGACUACUCUGCCCUCAUCCGUGUCAUUGGCAGGAUUUUCUCUAACACAGAUGCCCUGAUUAAGAGUUUUAGGAAGGAUGAACCAGAGGCUACUGAAAACUCUUCUACACCAGCAGACAGGCAUGAAAAGCAAAGUGAGGGAACCUCAGUGAGGAUGGGUGCUUUCUCUAGAGCUGCUUUACCAGACGAUGCUCCUAACCAAAUGUUCGACCCCUGUGAGGUUACAGUGGACAUUGAUUCUGUGAGGAGAGUCUAUGACCUACUUCUACCCAUCAACGAGGUGGAGGCAGCUCUUGUAAACGCACUUGUUUACCUUGCUCCAAACAUGGAUCUUGACCUGGAAUACCUUGAUGUGUACGACACAAAUCCUGAUUACCUGAAUAUCUUCAUCAUAGUGAUGGAGAACAGUAACCUUCACAGUCCAGAGUACCUUGAACUGGCUUUGCCACAGUUCUGCAAGGCAAUGAGCAAGCUGCCAGUGACUGCAUUCGCCAGGCUUUCAAAGCUUUGGUCCACAUACAGUCUUCCACACAUCCAGCGUAUGAUGGAAACCUUCCAACAGCUCAUUACUUUCACAAUAGUCAGCAAUGAAUAUGAUGCUGAAAAUCUGGUAAAUGAUGAUGAGACUGUGGUGGCUGCGACCCAGUGUUUAAAGGUUGUCUUCUAUGCAAGUAUUCUAGGAGGUGAUGUUGAUGUGGAGCAUAACGAGGAGGACGAAGACGACUCUGUGUAUGAUGAGCUUUCGCUGCAUGAGCUGCUAGGUGAGGAGCAGCUCUAUAAGAAGGGCCCCCGGGUCGACCCUCUGGAGAAAGAACUGGGCGUCCGAGCCAUAGAUAGCAUAAGAUCCCUCAUCCCCUUUGACAGUUUUAUAAACGACUCACUAAAUGAAGUGGUGGAGAUGGACAAAGAUUUCACAUUUUUCAAGGUCAAUGCCGAAUCUAAGUUUUCUUUUCAGACCUGCCCCUUCAUCCUUAAUGUCUUCACCAAGAAUCAAGGAUUGUACUAUGACAAUAGGAUCAGGAUGUACAGCGAGCGACGCCUCACAGCCCUCUACAGCAUGGUGCAGGGCCAGCAGCCCAACCCCUAUCUCAGGCUGAAAGUUCGCAGAGAUCACAUUAUCGACGAUGCCCUCAUCAGAUUGGAGAUGAUCUCCAUGGAGAACCCGUCAGACCUGAAGAAACAGCUGUUUGUUGAGUUUGAAGGGGAGCAAGGCAUAGAUGAAGGAGGGGUUUCAAAGGAGUUCUUUCUGUUGGUCUUGGAGGAAAUUUUCAAUCCUGACAUAGGAAUGUUCGCCUAUGAUGACGACACCAAACUUUUCUGGUUUAAUCCAUCCUCCCUGGAGAACGAAGCACAGUAUACUCUUAUUGGAAUUGUCCUUGGGCUUGCCAUUUACAACAACUGCAUCCUGGAUGUUCAUUUCCCAAUGGUUGUCUACAGAAAACUAAUGGGCAAGAAAGGGACCUACUUGGACUUGGCAGAUUCACAUCCUAUUCUUCACCAGAGUCUGAAGGAACUGCUUGAAUAUACCGGCAAUGUGGAGGAAGACAUGAUGCUCACCUUCCAGAUAUCACACACUGACCUUUUUGAAAACUCAAUAUUAUAUGAUCUGAAGGAGGAGGGAGAACACAUCCCUGUCACUAAGGAGAACAGACAGGAAUUUGUGGACCUGUAUACUGAAUACAUACUGAACAAGAGCGUGGAGACACAAUUCAAAGCCUUCAAAAAAGGUUUCCUUAUGGUCACCAAUGAGUCUCCACUGAAAUAUUUGUUUAGACCAGAGGAAGUAGAGCUGCUUAUCUGCGGAAGCAGGAAACUUGACUUUGAAGCACUUGAAAAGACGACAGACUAUGAUGGAGGUUAUAGCAAAGAUACUCCAAUUAUCAAAGAUUUCUGGGAAACAAUUCACUCAUUUGGAGAGGAACAGAAGAGGUUGUUUCUUCAGUUCACCACUGGCACUGACAGAGCACCGGUUGGCGGGCUUGGCAAAUUAAAAAUGAUCAUCGCCAAGAAUGGCUCAGACUCAGACAGGCUACCAACCUCUCACACCUGCUUUAAUGCACUGUUGCUCCCAGAAUACUCCUCCAAAGAAAAACUGAGAGAGAGACUCCUAAAGGCCAUCACUUAUGCCAAGGGAUUUGGGAUGCUGUGACAGAUCAACAAAGAAAUGUUUUCAGACUGCAUUUUAACAACAGAAAGUACAGAGGGAAAUGCCGUGAAACAAAAUGCUGCGAUUACCCCAUGACUAACCGACCUCCACCAGUCAAACUCCACUGUCGACCUUUCUUCUAGAGGUCUCACUUCUUUUGGAGUCAUUAGGUUUCCCAAAGAAUUUAACAUCACACUUAAGUAAAUUAUUUUUUCAUGCAUUUUGUUUCUGAGCAAACAUGAGCAAUAUUUAUGAAACUGUGAAAGUGCACUUUAUAGGAUUUUGAGUGAAUGGAUGCACAUACAGUAUACAGUAUAUGUUGAUUUACUUUGACUUGAUUUACUUUUUGUGCUUCUUCGUAAUGUAGCAGUAAUCAGUCCUCAGGCCAUCUUCAUAGUGCCAUGCUGACUGGGCCUACUGGUGCUUCUUGGUUAUGAUUCUCUCUGUAUUAUAUUCUAAUUGAGCCUUUUCUAUUACUGCUGAUCCAAAUAGCCUCACUGACAAACUUAUGUGUGAACUGUUUUCUCUCAGUGCGAAAACACUCACCUCUAACCUAAAGGUUAUUUUAAAGUAUUUCUGUGCCAUGCCUCUUGUGUUACAGUUAAAACGAGUUGACCUCAUCAGAUAGUGAGUUUUGAUAGCUUGUGCAGUUUUAGAAUGUGUUCGCUGACAGAACUGUUCAGACUUUUGCAUCUUGAAAAAAAAGUUUCUCUUCUCUUGCUUUGUUUGCUGUGAAGUGUUACUGAUGGCACAGUGUGGUUGCCAAAUGUGCAAAUGCCUAAAAGAGGACUAAAGUAACAUGCAGUGUUUAACUUGGCUGAAUACCUCAGGUACAUACUGUAAUAAAUGUGCAGAUAAUGUGAAACUUUUAUCUAAAACAACAAUGAUGCAAAGUAAAUAAAGGUGACACCUCUUUAAGCUUUGUCACAAAUAUGUACUGAAGGAAUUACAUCUGAUAUAGGUAACAUAAAACUGCCAUAAUCACUAUUUUUAUAUUAACAGUGGAUCACAUUACUUUAUAAUGUACAGUAAAAGGGGCUGGGGACAAACCCACAGAGAAUUAUCACCUGAUGCUGCAGUUCCCCUCAGAUCUACAGAGCUUCAUGGCUUCUGCCAAGUCAGGUGCCGUAUUUUCAUCUACCAAUGAUCAGGAAUUAGCAAGAUCAGAUUCUGAUAAUAGUUUGUUUUUUUUUGCUGUUAAUAAACUCUGGUUAAAUACAAUAAAGCAUAUUAACUGAGAUGUUGAGUCACUA
Molecule: messenger RNA, 4048 nt
Organism: Monopterus albus (swamp eel)
Lineage: Eukaryota; Metazoa; Chordata; Actinopteri; Synbranchiformes; Synbranchidae
Product: ubiquitin-protein ligase E3A
Exons: 11
Coding region: 306-2798 (830 amino acids)
Biological process (GO): protein polyubiquitination
Molecular function (GO): ubiquitin protein ligase activity
Source: RefSeq, a predicted model, not a curated record